Molecule: messenger RNA, 897 nt
Organism: Cetraspora pellucida
Lineage: Eukaryota; Fungi; Glomeromycota; Glomeromycetes; Diversisporales; Gigasporaceae
Source: the annotation of a GenBank genome assembly
AUGGCCAUCAAAAUUGGUAUAAAUGGUUUUGGAAGAACAGGACGACUUGUUCUUCGCGCUUGUUUAAAUAAUAAGAAUGUUCAAGUCGUUGCUUUAAACGAUCCAUUCAUUGGUCUUGAGCAUAUGCUUUACUUAUUCAAGUAUGAUUCUACUCAUGGACGUUUCAAAGGUCAAAUUGAAACAAAAGAUGGAAAAUUACUUAUAAACAAUUAUGAAAUCUCUGUUUUUUCUGAGAAGAACCCUAGUAACAUCAAGUGGGGAGAAGUUGGUGCUGAUUAUAUAGUUGAAUCAUCCGGUAUUUUUAAAACUAUUGAAAAAGCAUCACUUCACUUGCAAGCACCCAUUGUUAAGAUUCUUAAUAAUAAUUUUGGUAUCAUUGAAGGAUUAAUGACAACAGUUCACGCGCUCACAGCAACCCAAAAGACUGUCGAUGGUCCUUCUAGCAAGGCAGAGGAUCUUGUAUGUUAUAAUAAUACUAUUAAUCUUGUAAUUAUUUCACAAUUAAAUUCUAAUACUUUUGAAGCUCAAAAUAUUAUCCCUAGUUCUACGGGGGCUGCUCAAGCAGUUGGUUUGGCUUUUCGUGUUCCUGUUUCGGAUGUUGGCGUGGUCGAUUUGACAGUUCGUUUGAAAAAAGAAACCACCUAUGAGGAAAUUAAAAGUAUUAUGAAGCAUUCUUCUGAAAAUGAACUUAAAGGAAUUCUUGGAUAUACUGAGGACGAGGUUGUUUCAUCGGAUUUCAUUGGCGAUACUCAUUCCAGUGUUUUUGAUGCUAAAGCUGGAAUUCAAUUGAGUCCUACAUUUGUCAAAAUUAUUGCAUGGUCUGAUAAUGAAUUUGCUUACUCAACAAGAAUUAUUGACUUGAUCGAAUAUAUUGUAAAAGUAGAUUCAUCAGCUUAA